CAAGUCGCUGCACCGUGGCCGAGAGCGCCUCAGAGCGUAGUGUCCGACACUGUGAUCAUCCUGGGUGAUGGCCUCGAUGGGUACUUAAAAGGCCCGCAGUCCAGGUUGUGUCGGUCGAGGAAACAUGCCAGCUGGCAUGCUACUGAGACGCAAGGGAAGAGAGAAUCGUGCUUCUAGUCUCUAGUUGACACCUCGCCGGUUAUCUUCUGUGCCUUCCUAACCAUUCGUUGAUGGAUCGAAGUUUUGAUUGGACGCCUUCUCCGCCCAAAGAACCUUCUCUUCCUGGGCAGCGACUUUGUGCAACUUUGCUGGCGCAAUCUGGGGCACAAUUCAACGCCCAGUGUGUGUACCCUGAUAUCUGCCCACUCCAUCACGAUACAGCUGUGGCCCGAAACCUUGGAAAAACCUACCACGAAAGUGAUGGAAGAGACACAAACUCUUUGGGGAGAAUUUGGCCAGAUGAUUCUGACCGGGCGCCUCUGAUGUCUCCAGGAUACCCGUGCUUGUGCCUGGAGGAGCGUAGAAAUGACCAUGAAGACUUACAUUCAGAUGAUCUUCUUGGACAGUGGACGCACCUCCAAGCAAAGGAACCCCUCGUCCAGGACGUCGCAGGCAUCCUUCGAAGCAUCAUGGGCUCUGGGUCAUCUUCACAACGGCUUGCCGAUAGCCCCGAGGACGGCUCACAUGAACAGACACUUGAUCGACCACCAUGGCGUGAUCAGAGUCCAUUGGCAUCGUUCCUCCUUUCCGGGCUUCUGUCGGACCAAGAUGGGAACCAUUUGCAGAGCUGGCUGGGCCAAUCUCCUUCGUCAUAUCUCUUCACCCUCGACGAUGAUAGCACCUUGUGGAGAUGGAAAGAGAAGUCACAGGCCGAGCUGACAAUAAACGGCAUGGACGGCACAUGCUCAUCGGGUCUGUCGGGCGUCAGGGAGGGGCUUUGGAGCGAUGACAAUAAGUCGCAGCAGACCAGCAUUACUUCUGUGCCAUCAGUGUGAGUAUAGAUCGCCGAG
This is a messenger RNA of Cladophialophora immunda, 1010 nucleotides long. RefSeq lists its product as uncharacterized. The transcript has a single exon. Lineage: Eukaryota; Fungi; Ascomycota; Eurotiomycetes; Chaetothyriales; Herpotrichiellaceae. The record is from RefSeq and is a predicted model, not a curated record. The coding region runs from base 231 to 995 and encodes 254 amino acids.